ACGUCCCACUUCAUUUAUAACAUUCAUAAAAGAAUUGAAUCGAUAUUAUGAGUGGACAAAAGAGAUCACAUGGUGCUACUAUGCUUGUAGGCUCGCCCUUUCCCCAUCCUUGGUGUACUGAUUUCGGUUUGUUCUCAGCUAGAAGCUUGGAUGAUUGGUUGAUAAUGGAAAUCUCUCAGUCACUCAGAUCCAAAAAUGAAUGGCAAAGGAAAUAUAAAGAUGAAACUAUUGCUUCCAAAUGGAAACAAGAAAUUAGAGAUCAAUGUAAGAACAAAACAAACUACAUGGAAGAAGUGAUUGAUUACGUUUUCAAGGAAUUGGAAUGGUAUGAGGAACUUGAAUCAACUUUAAUGGAAUCAUCAGGAUUUGAAAUUGGUUGCAAUGAAUAUAUGGCGAUUUCCAAUAGUGUAAUCACGUGGGAAGUCAAAGAAGAUUUAAAAGCAAGAGUAUUACCAUUAGUUGAAUCGUUUGGCGAAGCUUUGGAUUAUCACCCUGGCUCCGACAAUAAGGUAAUAGAUUUAGUCCAUCCUUCAUUAUUUCCAUUGCAAUAUGAUAUAACUCCUGUUUUCGGUAAAGACAACAAGCUUGAAAUUGUCAAGUACACCGAGGAGAUUCAACAUGCCAAAAUAAAUGUCUUUAAUCACGCAGUUUCUAAAAAGUUUCAAUGGAUUCCUGCAUUGUUGAAAUUACAAGAUAAUGGCAAAUUUACCUUUAGUUCUUAUAUUAAUAACUUGCAUCCCGUUAAGCAUAAAGAGUUAUAUAGCUCAAUUGAAGAUGUGUUCAAUGCAAUAAUCCCAGGAUUGAACUAUACAUUGAGUAGAUAUGCAUCUAAGGAACAUCUUCGUGUUCGAGUUCCACCUGGUGAAGAUGCCUAUACUGAAGAAUUAGAUGAAGAGAAAGACGCAAUAUACGACAGAAUCGACGAAAUGGAUCAAGACAAGGAGGAAGAAAUUGAAGCCUUGUACGAUCAAAUAAGCGAUCUCGAAAAAGAUAAGUCCCGAUUUGUUCUUAAAACAAUUAGGCCCAACUGGGAAGAAAAUCACCCAGUUCUUGAUCAAAUUAUUGAUGUUAGGACUUUUGGAAGUUUGAAGGUAAUUGUUAAAUUAGCAAAUAUUGAAUUGACUCCUGAGAAUCCUUCCUAUAAUGGUGGUUCGUGGCAUGUUGAAGGAACAAUCAAUGAAGAUAUUGUUGCCACAGUAUUGUACUAUUAUGAUAUGGAUAAUAUCUCAGAAUCUAAACUUUCCUUUAGAACAGACUAUUCACAGCCAAAUUAUGCUCAACAUGAUGCUUUUUAUUUGGAGCACUUUUACGGACUUAAGGAUAGCGAUUUAAUGAUGAAGAAUAUUGGUAGUAUUGAAGCAAAGGAAAACAAGGUAGUUAUUUUCCCAAACAUGUACCAGCAUCAUGUUGAUUCCUUUGAGUUAAAGGAUAAAACCAAGCUGGGCCAUCGUAAGAUUCUUUGUUUCUUUAUUACUGAUCCUUACAAUAGUAAUGUUGUAAGUUCUGAUAGAAUUCCACCUCAACAAAAGGAAUGGUGGGACGAUGAACAAUUGAGUUAUCUUUACCCUGAUAACACCAAGCAAGAGAUUUUACAGUUAAAAUCGGAAAGUAACCAAGAAUGGCCUUUGACUUUGAACUAUGCUAGACCUGUUAGAGAAGAAUUGAUGAAAGAAAGAUCAAUACCACAGGAUGUAGAAAACGAUUUUGACAGGCACUUUUGUUUUUGUGAGCAUUGAUUGUUACUAGUUAUUACAAUAUAUUAAAUCUAUUAUGAACAUAAUUUAAUAUACAACCCAGUCUAUGGCUUGAACAUCGGAUGUAAGCACCAAAAUUGAUGUGUUAUUCCAUUGGGUGAACCGAUAUUUUUUUUUUUUUAGAUUGCAAAAGAUAUUUUUUGCAGUAAAUUCGCUUUAAAUAGCAUGCAGGAGCGAGGUGACUGUAAUAUCAGAGAGGGGAUAAUUAGCUAAGAUUAACAUACUGAAAAGAAAGUCAGUUGGUUAUAACCAGAUGGAGAAAAAGUAGCUAAAUAUUGCUAAGAUCAAAGCAUUGUGAGAAUUAUUUGUUUUCGUAAUUUUAGUUUAUAACUCACUUAUAGUUUUACGCCAAGCGUUUUCCGAACUUCUCCAGGUUCUAGAAAAUGCAAGGUACAAGGGUCCCUCCCCCAUUAAUAAAUGCAUUCGU
Messenger RNA from Spathaspora passalidarum NRRL Y-27907, 2181 nucleotides. RefSeq names its product DUF4246 domain-containing protein. The transcript has a single exon. The coding region runs from base 48 to 1736 and encodes 562 amino acids. Lineage: Eukaryota; Fungi; Ascomycota; Pichiomycetes; Serinales; Debaryomycetaceae. The record is from RefSeq and is a predicted model, not a curated record.